Molecule: messenger RNA, 6013 nt
Organism: Sphaerodactylus townsendi
Lineage: Eukaryota; Metazoa; Chordata; Lepidosauria; Squamata; Sphaerodactylidae
Gene: TNR
Product: tenascin R
Exons: 23
Coding region: 548-4618 (1356 amino acids)
Molecular function (GO): protein binding
Source: RefSeq, a predicted model, not a curated record
CCCACGCUGGAAAAAUUGAACAGAGAGAGAGCCAGAGAGGGAAAAGAAGGAGAGCGCAAAAAGACUGAGGAAUCAACCGACUGUGCUGUGGCUGGUGUCUCAACCCAAGCAGACCAAGAGGAGGCUUGGAGAAGACUUGGCCCCGGCCGGCUGAGCUGACUGACUUCCCUCCCUCCUCUUUACCUGAUUCCUCUCCCCGCCCCCAGCUUUGCUUCUUGCUGGCUCCCUUUCUCCUUUUAUGAAGAGGAGACGGGUGGGGGGUUGAAAAGGACAGGCUGGGAACCGGAAGAUCCUGCCGGCGUGGGACCACAGAGCCAAGGAGGGGGGUCUCCGGACAAGGAAGAUUGGAGCGUCCCUUUUUUUCCGUGGCUGCUUCCAAACCUGGGCAACUUCAGAGCGUUGACUUGAUAAAGAGGCUGCUUGCUUUGGGGGACUGAAUUGAGAAGCGGACCACAGAGGUGAACAUCAAAACUACCAGUUUCAAUAGAUUAUCUCAACACACCUCUCUCCAAGGCUGGCAUAGAAACUUCUGGUCCAUCUCAAGAAAAUGAGGGGUGAUGGCGAAAACAUAAUUCUAAGGAAUAUUCUGGUUGGUCUCAACUUAAUGCUGCUGGGAUCGAUCUUCAGACCCUUUGAAUGCACACUAGAAGUGACAACAGAGAGAGUCAAAAGGCAGGUCUCUGAUGAGGAUGGCACCUUUGCCAACUACACAUCGCCUGUCAAAGAACAGCCCAUGGUCUUCAGUCAUAUAUACAAUAUCAAUGUGCCUCUGGAGAGCCUUUGCUCAACAUCCAUAGAGGCCUCGUCGGACCCGGAGGUGAGUUCGGAGGACGACCGGAUGACGGAAUACACCGAGCAGACCUCGGACAGUGAGAGCCAGGUCACCUUCACCCACAGGAUAAACCUCCCCAAACAGGCUUGCAAAUGUGCCGCCUCUUCCCGGGACAUCCAGGAGCUGCUGAGCAGGAUUGAGAUGCUGGAGAGGGAGGUGUCCAUGCUCCGGGACCAGUGCAACUCCAAUUGCUGUCAAGAAAAUGCAGCCACAGGACAGCUGGAUUACUUCCCUCAUUGCAGCGGCCAUGGCAACUUCAGCCUGGAAUCGUGCGGCUGUAUCUGCAACGAAGGCUGGGCUGGGAAGAAUUGCUCAGAGCCUCUUUGCCCCAUGGGCUGCUCAAGCCGGGGAGUGUGCGUGGACGGCCAGUGCAUUUGCGACAGUGAUUAUAGCGGGGAAGACUGCUCGGAGGCCCGCUGCCCGACCGACUGCAGCUCCCGGGGACUGUGCGUGGACGGGGAAUGCAUCUGUGAAGAAGGUUUUGCCGGAGAAGACUGCAGCGAGCUGAGGUGCCCUGGAGACUGUUCAGGGAAAGGAAGCUGUGCCAACGGGACGUGUAUCUGCCAGGAGGGCUAUGUGGGAGAAGACUGCGGGCAGCUGAGGUGUCUCAAUGCCUGCAGCGGGCGUGGAUUCUGCCAAGAGGGUCUCUGCUCAUGUGAGGAUGGCUACCAAGGGCGAGACUGCUCAGCAGUUGCCCCACCAGAGAGUCUACGUGUGGCUGCAAUUAGCGACAGAUCGAUUGACUUGGAAUGGGAUGGGCCAAUGGCUGUGACAGAAUACGUCAUCUCCUACCAGCCCGCAGUACCUGGAGGGUCACAGCUGCAGCAGAGAGUGCCUGGGGACUGGAGCUCUGUCGCCAUCAAGGAGCUGGAGCCGGGCCUUACGUACAAUAUCAGCAUCUACGCUGUCAUCAGUGAAGUACUCAGCGCCCCUGUUAGUGCCAAGGUUGCCACCCAACUCUCCACCCCAGAAGAUCUGCAGUUCAAAACCAUCACAGAGACUACUGUGGAAAUGCAGUGGGAGCCCUUCUCCUUUGCAUUUGAUGGCUGGGAGAUCAGCUUCAUCCCCAAGGACAACGAGGGGGGUGUCAUUGCGCAGCUUCCAAGCAGUGUGACAACCUUCAAUCAGACAGGUCUGAAACCAGGAGAAGAGUACACGGUCAAUGUGGUUGCGCUCAAGGAGCAAGCCCGGAGCCCCCCAGCCUCAGCAAGUGUUUCAACCUUAAUCGACGGACCAACGCAGAUAUUGGUGCGAGAUGUCUCCGACACAGUGGCCUUUGUUGAAUGGACUCCACCUCAUGCUAAAGUGGACUACAUCCUGUUGAAAUAUGCCCUAGAGAAUGGAGAAGGGGGGAAGACCAUCUUUCGGCUACAGCCUCACCUGAGCCAGUACUCCAUGCAAGCUCUGCGGCCUGGCUCCCGGUACGAAGUUUCUAUUACCGCUCUCCGUGGGACCAACGAGAGUGAUGCUGCAGUCACUCACUUUGUAACAGAAAUUGACGCUCCCAAAAACUUGCAUGUGCUCUCCCGGACUUCGGAUAGCUUGGAACUUGAGUGGGACAACAGUGAAGCAGAGGUGGACAGCUUUAAGAUAGUGUACAGCACACUGGCUGGAGAGCAGUACCACGAGGUACUGGUGCCACGGAACCCAGGUGCCACAACCAGGGCGACCCUUAAAGAUCUGAUACAAGGCACAGAGUAUGGAAUUGGGAUUUCAGCCGUAAUGGAUGGCAAACAAAGUGUUCCAGCUACCAUGAAUGCGCGGACUGAGCUCGACAGUCCUCAUGACCUCAUUGUGACCGCUUCCACAGAGACCUCCAUCUCUGUAUCCUGGACCAAAGCCAAGGGUCCCAUUGAUCACUACCGAGUCACCUUCGUCCCUGCCUCAGGAAUGGCAUCUGAGAUUACCGUGCCCAAAGAGAACUCUGAGCUUACCCUGUCAGACUUGGAGCCUGGGACAGAGUAUACCAUUUCUGUUAUUGCAGAGAGAGGCCGUCAGCAGAGCCAAGAGAAGACAGUAGAUGCAUUUACAGGAUUCCGACCAAUCACACAGCUUCACUUUUCUCACGUGACUUCCUCCAGUGUGAACAUCACUUGGAGUGAUCCCUCUCCUCCAGCAGAUAAGUUGAUAUUGAACUACAGCCCCAGAGACAAAGAGGAAACCAAGCAAGUGAUGUUGGACCCCACCAAGAGACAUGCCUCCUUGACUGGUCUACAACCAUCCACAGAGUACAUUGUGUCCUUGGUGGCUGUGCAUGGCCCCAUCAGCUCUGAGCCCAUCAUCGGCUCCAUCACAACAGGGAUUGAUCCACCAAGGAACCUGACCAUUGACAAUGUGACUACAGAUUCUGUGACCAUCCACUGGGCUUCUCCUAUUGCAUCUUUUGACCACUACAGAAUAGCCUACAAAUCUGCUCAAGGACGAGUGGACAGCAUCGUCAUUGCCAAGCGGGUCACUGAAUACACCCUCAGCCACCUCCAGCCAGCCACAGAGUAUGAGAUCAGCUUGAAGAGUGUGCGGGGCAGAGAGGAAAGUGAACCCCUCUCCCGCAUCAUGUACACAGCCAUGGAUAAUCCAGACAGCUUAACUGCCAUCAACAUCACCCCAACAGAAGCUCUGCUGAAGUGGGAACCGCCUGUGGCUGAAGUUGAGAAUUAUGUCAUCGUGCUCACACACCACACAGUUGCAGGAGAGACUAUUUUAGUAGAUGGGAGCAGCCAAGAGUACAAACUUAUCAAUUUACUCCCUACUACCAGCUACAGAGUCACCAUGUAUGCCACCAACGGGCCCGUCACGAGCAGAACAAUUUUCACCAAUUUUACCACCCUUCUGGAUCCUCCGUCAAAUCUGACCGCAAGUGAAGUGACACGACGGAGUGCCCUCCUUUCGUGGCUGCCCCCCUUGGGGGAGAUUGAGAACUACAUCCUGACUUAUCGGUCCCCUGAUGGAAGCCGCAAGGAGCUGAUUGUAGAUGCAGAGGAUACCUGGAUCCGCCUAGAAGGGCUCUCUGAAACCACACAGUACACCGUGCGCUUGCAAGCUGCCCAGGAUGCUUUCAGAAGUGGGUUCACCUCCACUGUCUUCACAACAGGAGGCCGUGUGUUUAUGAAUCCCCAGGACUGUGCCCAGCAUUUGAUGAAUGGCGACACAUUGAGCGGCGUGUACACCAUCUUUCUCAAUGGAGAUCUCAGCCAGAGAGUGCAAGUGUAUUGUGAUAUGACAACGGACGGGGGUGGAUGGAUUGUGUUCCAGAGGCGACAGAACGGGCUGACAGAUUUCUUUCGGAAGUGGGCAGAUUACCGUACUGGCUUUGGAAACCUUGAGGAUGAGUUCUGGCUGGGGUUAGACAACUUGUACAAGAUCACAUCGCAGGGACGUUAUGAACUACGGAUAGACAUGAGAGAUGGCCAAGAGACAGCUUACGCCUAUUACGACAAGUUCUCCAUUAGCGAUGCCAGGAGUUUGUACAAGCUGCGCCUCGGGGAUUACAAUGGCACUGCUGGGGAUUCGCUUACCUAUCAUCAGGGGCGCCCAUUUUCUACGAAAGAUAGAGACAAUGACGUUGCUGUCACAAAUUGUGCCAUGUCCUACAAGGGAGCCUGGUGGUAUAAAAAUUGCCACCGGACCAACCUCAAUGGCAAAUAUGGCGAGUCUCGACACAGCCAGGGUAUUAACUGGUAUCACUGGAAAGGCCACGAGUUCUCCAUACCGUUUGUGGAAAUGAAGAUGCGUCCCUACAACCACCACAACACCUUGGGGAGGAAACGGCGGUCCGUGCAGCUGUAAAGUGGCUGGAAUCCCUCUGGACAAGCAGUCUUUCUUCUGUCUUUUAUUUGUAUUUUAUAACCUAAAAAGGAAAGAGCGAAAGUAAUCCUGGAAUAGACAGCCCACUCCAUGCUGAGGGAGGCCAUGAUGCCUCCGAGGGCUGGCUCACUUUGGUAAGAGAACGACUUCGAUGCUUUGCUAUCAUACCCAGUGACUUAUUGAGUUCCUGCCCAGCCCAACCUCCUGUACUGCCGAAAAGAUGGAGUUCUGUUUUGUUGCUCCCUGUUGAACCUACUGGCUUCGUUUAAGGUUUUCUUCUUCACCCCGUUUCUGGUGUCAGCUGCUGCCUUUUCACGUCCAACCUGCUCUUCCAGAGGGUGCCAAGACCGAAAAUGGUUCCUGGGGGUCGCUGUUGCUUGUGCUGCUUCUCCACAAAUCAAGCAGGGCUCUCCCGGGAGAGUCGGCACAUGCCCGCUAGCCAGGGAAGAGAUUCCAAAGCCCAGGAUACUGACUUCAUCAACUUUCAAGAGGCCUCCCCACACGUGACAUCUUCCCAGACACAAAACAAGGGCUGUCACCCCCUGCAAAAAAAGAAAUAGUAACGUUCACAAGAAGUGGCUGGAGAUCUCCUGGGAUUACAACUGAUCUCCUGUUGAGAGGGAUUAGCUCCCCUGGAGGAAACGGCUGUUUUGGAAGGUGGAUUCUAUGGCAUUCUACCCCGUUGGUGUCCCUCCCUUUUCUGGCUCCACCCCCAAAAUCUCCAGGACUUUCCCAACCAACAGCUGGCAAGGUCGUGUUCAGAGAAGCAAACGACAGCUGACUAAUUGUGCUGUAGUCCUUUGGGGAGUGAGGGAUUAGGUAUAUAUGCGGAGAAGACCCUGUCUGCGGCUGAAGUGGCUCAGCCCAUAUACACAUUUGGCUGCUCCAAUUAACUCUAGAACCCCCCAACGUAAGACACUGCGCACAUUGAAAUAAUUGCACGUGGAAAGGGAACAGGCACAAACAUGCUGGCCACACACACACACCCCACUACCCAGUUACCCAUGAUCUGUGGCAUGUGAGCUUGGAAUCUAGGCAUGCAGAAAAUCUACAUGCUUGAGCUCCCUAUGAUCCCCACAACAUUCAAAGUCCUUUUCAGCUGUUAUAAUCAACGCUUAUUGUGAGAGUACUACCUACACACGAUAGAUCUUUGCCGACAAAGUUGCCACGUUGUGUGAACAGGGGCAAUGCAUGUAUUUACCAUUCAGUGUGAACUUGGGUACAUGUAAAUUCACAGGAUUUUUCAGGAUUUGCAUUCACAAAUUCAUGGCAAUGAUGCACAUGGCCCGGUGUGGUGUAGUGGAUAAGAGCAGGUGCACUCUCAUCUGGAGGAACCGGGUUUGAUUUCCCGCUCGGCCACUUGAGCUGUGGAAGCUU